CGGCCUCCGCGGGCUGGGUGGGCUAGGCAGGCCAGGGGGAAGGCGUUUCGAGGAGAGGGCUCCUGAGACCGCCCCUAACCCAGCCUGGCCGCUCCCCGCUGCACUUGGGUCUCCCUCUGCAAACUUUCCCAUUCCACGCCCCUUCUCUUAGCCGUAAGCCGAAAGCGUCUGGUCGCCGGUCCGGGUGGAUAUCCCGAGGUCUGCAUUCGUUCUCCAGGAGCCGCUUUGUGUAAACUUGGACCGAGGUCGAACAAAAGUCAUCCUUUAUCAAGGGUGAUGGAUUUGCGGGCCUCGAGGAGCCCUAUCGCUCCGGAUACGUUAAAAUGAACAUGCCUGGAACUACGUUUGCUAAGGCUCGGCACAGGCAUCUCCCCAUUGAACCCGACUCGACUGGCUGAGCCUUGCCAACAUCCCACUGACCCCUGAGACACAGCGGGACCAGGAGCGGCGGAUUCGGCGGGAGAUCGCCAACAGCAACGAGCGGAGGCGUAUGCAGAGCAUCAACGCGGGCUUCCAGUCCCUCAAGACCCUCAUUCCCCACACAGAUGGAGAGAAGCUCAGCAAGGCAGCCAUUCUCCAACAGACAGCAGAGUACAUUUUCUCCCUGGAGCAGGAGAAGACCAGGCUUCUGCAGCAGAACACGCAGCUCAAGCGCUUUAUCCAGGAGCUGAGUGGUUCUUCUCCAAAGCGGCGGCGGGCAGAGGACAAGGAUGAGGGAAUUGGCUCACCGGAUAUCUGGGAGGAUGAGAAGGCUGAGGACCUGCGGCGGGAGAUGAUUGAGCUGCGACAGCAGCUGGACAAGGAGCGCUCUGUGCGCAUGAUGCUGGAGGAGCAGGUGCGGUCCCUGGAGGCCCACAUGUACCCGGAAAAGCUCAAGGUGAUUGCGCAGCAGGUGCAGCUGCAGCAGCAGCAGGAACAAGUGCGGCUGCUGCACCAGGAGAAGCUUGAGCGGGAACAGCAGCACCUGCGGACCCAGCUCCUGCCCCCUCCAGCGCCUACCCACCAUCCCACGGUGAUUGUUCCGGCGCCACCACCACCACCGCCUCCCUCCCACCACAUCAACGUUGUCACCAUGGGUCCCUCUGUCAUCAACUCUGUUUCUACAUCUCGGCAAAAUCUGGACACUAUUGUGCAGGCAAUCCAGCACAUCGAGGGCACCCAGGACAAGCAGGAGCUAGAGGAGGAGCAGCGGCGAGCAGUCAUCGUGAAGCCUGUACGCAGCUGCCCGGAGGUGCACACUUCAGACACUGCCUCGGACUCGGAGGCCUCGGACAGUGAUGCCAUGGACCAGAGCCGGGAGGAGCCUUUAGGGGAUGGGGAGCUUCCCUGACCACCCCCUCAGCCCUCCUCUCCCUUCUGGGGGCUGGAGGGGGUUGGGGAAGUGACAGGGAGAAAUGUGGGUGAAUGAGUGAGAAAUUUUUACAAAAUUACUGUGUCAUUUGGGUCUCUUUUAUGACCUCUUUUUCAAUACUGUAAAUCAACCUUGGAACGAAGCCACCCAAGCCAGGGUCCCAGGGCUGGGGUGGCACAGGAUAUGUGGGAGCAUUGGGAUCCCAGGGGUGUGCCUCCACCAUGGACGCUGGGGGAGACAGACACUGGGGUGCUUGGCCUCUUCCACCAAAAAACAUUUUUCGUUAAAGUGUGUUUUUAAGAACAGGGAAUAUCAACCCCAAGGUAUUUACCCCUUCCCAGAGCUGGCCCUACGCCUGUCAGUCUUCAGUCCCCCUCCCUCCUCCACCUGGUUUUCUUCUUCUUUAAGCACUUAACAUGGGUUGGGGGUUAGGCUAGGUUGGGGCUCUCUGGGGACCGGGGCUCUAUGCUUCUCGGUUGGGGUUCGCUGCUGCCCUUCCUCCUCCCCUCAACACCAGGACUGCCAUUCUCCAUCCUUCUGUCCACCUCUUCCUCCAGGGUGCCCUUAAACCCCAA
Messenger RNA from Octodon degus (degu), 1926 nucleotides. It is a transcript of the gene Tfap4, whose product is annotated as transcription factor AP-4. Gene Ontology annotation, cellular component: nucleus. The coding region runs from base 491 to 1330 and encodes 279 amino acids. Lineage: Eukaryota; Metazoa; Chordata; Mammalia; Rodentia; Octodontidae. The transcript is spliced from 7 exons. Gene Ontology annotation, biological process: regulation of transcription by RNA polymerase II. Gene Ontology annotation, molecular function: DNA-binding transcription factor activity, RNA polymerase II-specific; protein dimerization activity; RNA polymerase II cis-regulatory region sequence-specific DNA binding. The record is from RefSeq and is a predicted model, not a curated record.